AUGGCGGCCCAGAAGCAGCCCGGUCUUACAGCUGCACCGGCACAUCCCCCAGAUGUACCCUUUUCCCUCCAGCCUGCACGGGGGUCUGCAGAUCUCAGCCGGGGCAGCGCGGCUCCUCGACCGGAGCAGGCCCUGUCCCAGCUCGUGUACCUGAAAGCCCUCACCAUCCCGCUGUACCAGCCCCUCCAGGCAGGGUGCUUCCAGCCCCACGGCCAGCUAGUGGCUGCCAGGAGCUGCCUAAGCCUGGACGGCAACGGACCUCUGAUCCUGAACCCGCUUCUUCCUUCGGAGGGCACAGAGCAGCCGCAGCCCAUUUUCCAGAAGCAGCUCGGGCAAACUCUAACACUGAACAUAGUGAGCACUUUACCGGUUUUAUCACCACCGAAUUCUUGUGUAAACGCAUCUAUUGGAAGCCCAGGAAAAUCAAAAAAAGCUGGGAAGUAUAUCUGCAAGCACUGUGGACGAGAUUGUUUGAAGCCAAGCGUCCUUGAGAAACACAUUCGCUCUCACACAGGAGAGAGGCCCUUUCCAUGCACCACUUGUGGUAUUGCGUUUAAAACUCAAAGCAAUUUGUAUAAACACAGAAGAACUCAAACACACGUCAACAACACCAGACUGCCCUCAGACUCUGACAACGCGGGCAUGUUGGAGCCACACGAGAAAUCAACAGAGAGCACCACGUCACAUCAAGGCAGCAAACGACUUAGUAGGACCUGUGAGGACAGGGGGGUACAGAUGGAACAAACGAGUUCAGAGACCAGCGCGGACACUAAGAAACCUAAUGACCUUUCACUGCCACCAGCAAGCAAUUCAUCAUUUGCUUCAGGAAAUCAAGAAACAACGAAUCAGCCCUUUAGCGCACAGGCCAAUCAGGGGGCUCCUGAAAGAGAACCUCAAAGUUCAUCAUCUCCAGGAGCUUUGCCAAAUGGUCAGUGCCAGAGAAAGAAGCUACAGGAGCAGAGAACUCCAACGGCCCAUAAGCACGUGCAGUUGCAAAGGCAGCAAGCAACCUCUUCGGAAAAACAGUGGGAUUACAGGCCGCUUGACGGCAAGCUGAAGAAGUGUGAGAGCACCGACUCGGGGUACCUGUCCCGCUCCGACAGUACAGAACUGCAGAUGGCAUCACCCAGCCCUCUGCACAGCCUCUCUGAACACAGCGCCGAGCUGGAAAACGAAACUGCCGGCAGCAGCUCAAGGUGUGCCUCCAGAAGCCCUGCAAAGCCAGAGGCAGCUGAGAAGGCGACAGCCUCGAUGCUAGAGAAAAAGAGGCUGGAAGAACACAUUUCAAAACUUAUAUCUCAUAACAAAAGUGUGGUGGAUGAUACCCAGUUAGACAACGUUAGGCCCAGAAAAACUGUCCUUUCUAAACAGGGAAGCAUCGAUCUGCCAAUGCCUUAUACGUACAAAGACUCUUUCCAUUUUGACAUCAGAACUUGCGAUGUAAAUAGGAAAAAGAAUCUUUCCCUUUGUUCAGCAAAAUCUACCUUUGCACCCCUAGAAAAGGGCAAGCCAAUGUUCUUUCACUCAGUCCCCACCCAGUUCUCCACAACGGUCGAUACUGUGCCUGUCACGCGGAGCAACUCUCUGCCGGUCGCGGAGGGCACAGGAGCGGUGCGUGACACAGCAGGUCGCCCCAAACCACUUUCCCUUGCGAAGCAGUCUGUCAACAGCGGCACUGCCGCUUUGCUGCCUAGCAACAAUCUUGCUGCAAAUUCAGUGGAUUUUCCUAACAGCCAUCCCCGAGCCCUCGUCAGACAAACGGCAGUGGAUGAUUUGCCUCUAAGUAACGUGGUUGAUCAUCCUCCUCCCUCGGAGGAGCUGCAAGGGAGCAAAAAGCUUGGGGCUGGAGAAGUAAUCAGGGCUAAAAAUAACAAACACAAUCAAAGGAAGUUAAAGAAGUUCUCUCAAGAAAAAUGGCAAAUGUAUGGAGAUGAAACAUUUAAGAAAAUCUACCAAAAGAUGAAAAGCAGUCAAAACGCCAAGAAAAUUAAACCAAGGGGGAAUAAGAUUACAGAUAUCACAAGCUUCUCUCCCGAUUCAAAGGAAUCAGUCAGCAGUACUGAAAUUACGGAGGAAAGAGAUGGCAGGAGCUCUGUCAGUGACAGUCUCUCCUCCCUUGUGACAACAGAAACCUCUACUAAUGGUAACCACAUUCCACAGAAUGUCCUCUCCAAGGAAACCGCAGACAGUUCGACCUGCGUCACGGAGACGCCACGCUCAGUGAAGGCCGGUGUGCAGGCUGCAGUGAGCGAAACUUCCCCGGACCUCAGUGGCAGUGACACAGACAAGUGCGCAGGUGGCAACAGCGUGUUACGAGCUCCGAGCGGUUGUGAGCUCAGGCUUCAAAAUCCUCGGUGUCAGCUGAACGCUGAUGGAAGGAAUGAUGACUGCUUGCCAGUGCAGAGGAGCAAGUGGGAAAAACCAAGCCCUGGGAAAGAAUCCAGUACAUCUGAAUCAGACUAUAAAAGCACUUCAAACAGUUAUGGAAACCAUAGCCGGAGUACGGGAACUGGCCAGCAUGCCCUGACACCCCCGUGGGCCCAUUGCAACAACAGCAGAGAAGCUGCAGGGAAAUCCCAGAAUUUACCAUCAGAAAGAAAAAAGCUGAAAUUCGAAGCGGAGAAGACAAAAACCAUUAUUUCAAAGCCCUGCCCUAGUCCCAGCAGUGAAAACAGCGUGGUAAAUGAAGCAGAGAGGGUCUAUGGCACUAACGCUCAGUCUCCUGACACAGCACCAGUGACGUUCUCCAGUACAGCAGAGGAGCAAAACUUAAGCACAGGAAUUAAUGAAUCCACUGGAGGUACUGAGAAUGUGGAGUAUAUGAAAACAAUCCAACUCCCCACCAAAGCUCCUAAUUAUAGCGACGCUAACCCUCUUUCACAUUCAGCAGGUAUCUCAAAAGCUUCACUUGUGGGAUUUUUAGGGCCUGAAUUAAGGGGAAGUGAUUGCGAUUCUUUUGCCUUGCACAAUGCAACAGAUAAAGAUGUCAAAACAUGUCUUGCGAGAACAGCAGCAAAAGUACCACUUUUCAGUGACAAUGCUGCUGACAUGUCUUUGAAAACUCAUCAUCUGCAACCUGGUCAUUUAAAUCCAGUCCCACAACAAAAUGCCUUUUCUCCAAAAUAUAUCCUUAAAGUGCCCCAAGACAAGAGAGCCUCAGAUUUGUCACUUUUGCUUAGAUCGGAACAGAAGAUUACACCUUGCACAUCUGUGACAGACACCUUAACCAACCCCCUCUGCUCUUCCAACAGCGGAUCGCUCAGUUCUCAGUCUAAUGAUGUGUUUUGGUCCCCUUUAAAACUUGAAGUCAGACAAAAGGCGAGCAAAGGAGAGCUACGAUGGAACGUACAUGCAAACUGGAAGACUCCAGUAUUUUGUUCUCCAGUCAAUUCAGAAACAACAAAUAUCUUAACCACAGCAGAUAACACCUUUUAUAAUGCUUGGAAAACCAAAUGGGACAAAAAUAAAUUAAAUUUUCAAAGACAAACAGAAGAGAAGUGGGUGAGCGUAACUACUUCCUCUACACAGACCCCCAGGAAGAAAAUAUGCUUUACUUCUCUGUAUACAAGUGGUUUUUUCCUAUCAGCUGACAUCAAAGAAGAGAGGAAGGUUUUACAUCACCUUUGCUCAGGAAGUGACCCUUUGAUAAUGACGUCAGCUUUUCGCCAGGGUGCAGAGCCAACACUCCCAGGGUGGGACAGGGGUGGAGGUCCAUGCGUUCUUGAGGACACUUCCCCAGCAGUGCAGGAGACGCAGCACUCUCAGCGCUCAACAGACAACCCCACUUAUUUUUGCCAUUCUUUUGGCACUUUGUAUUGCCACACUCUCACCACUCGCUGUAAAGAAUUCCCAGCACUACCCCACGAUAAUCCGACUUGCUACUCUGGAAGUUUAAUGGUAUCAAGCACGAAGAGCACCUUCCCCUCGCUGAACGCUGAACCUCGACUAACUUGGUGUUGUUUGACAAGAAGCCUUCCUCUGCCUGCGGAGCAGAAGGGCAACGCAGACUCUGCUUACUCCUCCCUGCACACCCGUGACGAGGAAUCCAGCAAUGAAUGCACGCUGUCGAAAUACGAUAUUUCUAUUUUCAAAAUGAAAAAUAUUAGCAAGACCGUGGCAUAUGGCUUAACAAACAGGAGUUUAAAAACAUUGGUUUCAUCCUUUUCUAAAGGACAACAGAUGCAGGAGUUAAACUCAACAGCUCCUGGUGGUGCUUUCAAAAAUAUUUCAGAGCAAAAGAAGAAAACAGUAGUUUGCAAAAAGGAAAAACUCUCAACAAAUAAACUCAAGAGGAGCCACAAACAGAAAAAGAUUAAAGUCACCCCAAAAUGGCACAGAGGGAGGCACGUACAUGGAUAUGCUCAGUGGAAAAAUAACCGAGCAAGCAAGCGGCACUGUUUUCCAAAUAGAACACCAGAUGCUUUGAAAAAGGGCUCUUCAUCACAGCCCCGGACAUUUAGUAAGAAGUGCCAUUCUCCUCAAUCAAAGGUACAAGAAAAUUACCUACACCAGCAAAAAGUCACAUCUCAUUCCACCUCAGACAAGCCACUUUGCAGAAGGAAAACAGAAGGAAAGAAUAACUCAGGAAUAUCUUCCCAUACUGAAAAUCUAAACCACGUUAAACACAAAGACAAAAUGGAUAAAAAAGACAUUUCUGAGCAAAUCAGGGAACACACAAGAACAAACUUCUCUUUUCAGAACAUUACAGCUCCUCUGGAAAUACCUAUGACAGCUCAUUCCUUUUCAUCCACAGUGAACGCAGCCACGCUGCCAGUUAGCAGUGAUGUGGAAAUCUGCUGUUUAGUGACACAACCACUGGUGCUUCAGCCAUCGGUCCCAGGGGAGUCACAGCCAAACGUUCAGAGGGACUCAAUGGCAUCUUCUUUUUGGUCUUGCCCUUCUGAUUUUACAAACACAGGCACAGGUGACCAACCUGACAGCACAAACUCAGAGACUACUGGUCAUCUCUCCUUACAUCUAGAAGCAAGUCGGGAAAACACACUAAAUGUAGAGCGGGAGAGUCAAAGAUUUGGCACAUUAGACCCGGUGAUCCCAGCUUCAGGAAGGGAGAAACCUCCAGUUGAAGAAAACACAUAUUCAUCUCCAAAAGACAACUCAAGUCCCAGUUCCCAGCCUGGAUGUUCACGUUUAUUCGGAUCAAAAGCAGAGACUCCUCCUGAGUCCAUCACAAGGACUAAAUUACCCAGUGUAGAAUACACAGAGCGGCCAAACGUUUCUCAAAAAAUCCUUGACCUUUGUGGAAGUGCGGACAAGAACAGAACCCACCCGCAGUCAAACAGCUACGGAAGGCCACACGGAACAGCUACUGCUGCCUUUAAAAAGCCCCCGAUUACUCUCAGGUCCCCCAAGUUGGAGACUUACUCUGCAACACCUUCCAAGACAUACAAAAAGAGAGGUUUAGAGAUGAUGAGGAAGCAAACCAGAGUUGAGUAUGAUGACACUAGCAGUGAUGAUGAAGAUAGGCUUGUUAUAGAAAUAUAG
Charadrius vociferus (killdeer) is the source of this 5502-nucleotide messenger RNA. It is a transcript of the gene ZNF831, whose product is annotated as zinc finger protein 831. Lineage: Eukaryota; Metazoa; Chordata; Aves; Charadriiformes; Charadriidae. The coding region runs from base 1 to 5502 and encodes 1833 amino acids. The transcript has 5 exons. The record is from RefSeq and is a predicted model, not a curated record.